CCAAGCGGGAGGGCGCUAACCUCUUCCUGGCCUAGUGCCUCCGGGGCGCCUAGCGCAGCGCUCACAUGACCAGCGCCCGCUCAUUGGGGAAACCUCUGCCCUAACUCCACCCACAACUAAGCGAGGCGCACCUGAAUUUCCUUGAGUCCAACCGACACAUUUCAGCUGACCGACUGCUAUCGUCGACAUCGCAGGUUCACCCAACGACACCGUCCGUCACCUUUUUACGAAGCCCUCCCUCGACAACAGGUGUCAAUAUGUCUGAUCACGGGGAAGUCGAGGUCGAAAGCCCCGUUGCGGCUUUCCAGGUCCUGCCCAAGGAUGUUCUCGCCGAGCAGGGUGCCGUCAAGCUCUUCAACAAGUGGAGCUACGAGGAUGUUGAGAUCAGGGAUAUCUCCUUGACCGACUACAUCCAGAUCCGCUCCCCUGUCUACCUUCCUCACACCGCCGGUCGCUAUGCCGCCAAGCGUUUCCGCAAGGCUCAGUGCCCCAUCAUCGAGCGUCUGACCAACUCGCUCAUGAUGAACGGCCGCAACAACGGCAAGAAGCUCAUGGCCGUCCGCAUCGUCGCCCACGCUUUCGAGAUCAUCCACAUCAUGACCGACCAGAACCCUCUCCAGGUCGCCGUCGACGCCAUCGUCAACUGCGGUCCCCGUGAAGACAGCACCCGUAUUGGUUCCGCCGGUACCGUCCGUCGCCAGGCCGUUGAUGUGUCUCCUCUCCGCCGUGUCAACCAGUCCAUCGCUCUCUUGACCAUCGGUGCCCGUGAGGCCGCUUUCCGUAACAUCAAGAGCAUUGCCGAGUGCUUGGCUGAGGAGCUGAUCAACGCUGCCAAGGGUAGCUCCAACUCUUACGCCAUCAAGAAGAAGGACGAGCUCGAGCGUGUUGCCAAGAGCAACCGGUAAAGGGGUAAUUUUGGGCGUAUUCUCCGUUUGGUUCUGGUUUUAUGUGUGCUGGAGUGGACGGGGGGUUUAUUAGGAUUCAGUCGAUUUGCAUGCAUCUGCGCGACUGUAUAUACCUGAAGACAGUCAACGGGAGGGAGCAACAUCCAAAACAAAAAAAAGGAAAAAUCGGACGGCUUUCUUCUACAGUAGUUGAGAUGCGAUCAUGAAGACCUCAAGGCUUUUUUCAUUAAAGUCGGCACCUUUAGGAUUUUUUUUACAUGAAAAAGAUAUCUUUUUGUUCUCUGAAAGUCUCGCCAUCAUUUUCAGUGACAGUAGGUAUUGGGACCUGUUUUGCCGACUGGUCUGGCCGAUCUCUUGAUGCGAUAAGAGACGAGGCAAGUAACGAAUUCAAAAUGACGAAUACCUAAUAUUCAUCCCAAGUGCAGUAGAAGAAAGAAAGUAAAGUAAUUGCUAUCAUUCAUAUGACGGAAGUAUAUGCAGCCCAGACUCGUCGGUCCCUCAGCCGUGAGAACUCGAUCGCUUAUCGAUAGGC
Aspergillus melleus is the source of this 1437-nucleotide messenger RNA. RefSeq names its product 40S ribosomal protein uS7 (gene RPS5). NCBI's taxonomy places the organism in Eukaryota, Fungi, Ascomycota, Eurotiomycetes, Eurotiales, Aspergillaceae. The record is from RefSeq and is a predicted model, not a curated record. Gene Ontology annotation, cellular component: ribosome; cytosolic small ribosomal subunit. Gene Ontology annotation, biological process: translation; ribosomal small subunit assembly. Gene Ontology annotation, molecular function: structural constituent of ribosome; mRNA binding; rRNA binding. The coding region runs from base 258 to 905 and encodes 215 amino acids. The transcript has 3 exons.